CUCCUGCUGUUUACUGGGAGGUCACUUCCGGUUGUAGCAUCUCGUGUGUCAUUGUAACAUAAACCAUGGCAGUGCAAGGUCGUAUUCUCGUUUACGGAGGCAAAGGUGCGCUCGGCUCCACUUGUGUUUCUUAUUUCAAGAGCAAGAAUUUUUGGGUUGGGUCAGUUGACAGGAUCAACAAUGAUGAUGCCCAUUUUAAUGUACAAGUCACUGGUUCUACUUUGCAUGAGCAAAAUGAAGAAAUCGCAAAGAAACUCUCAGAAAGUCUUGCUGGGAACAAGUUAGAUGCCAUAUUGUGUGUGGCAGGAGGAUGGGCUGGUGGCAACGCUGAUUCUAAAGACUUUCUGAAGAGUGCUGAUGAUAUGUGGAAGCAAAGUGUUUGGUCAUCUGUCAUUGCCUCUAGUUUAGCGGCAAAGCAUUUAAAAGAAGGUGGUCUUUUGACUCUUCCAGGAGCAGCACCUGCAACUGAUGGGACACCAGGUAUGAUUGGCUAUGGAAUGGCUAAGGCUGCUGUACAUCAAUUGACCAAAAGUUUGGCUGGUGACAAAAGUGGACUCCCUUCUCGUGCUGUAGCUCUUGCCACCUUACCUGUAGUCCUAGAUACGCCAAAUAACAGGAAAUGGAUGGCCAAAGCUGACCAAACGACUUGGACAUCAAUGGACUUUGUGUCUGAGCUCUUCUAUAAAUGGUGCAUGGACAAGGAACGCCCUGCCAAUGGAAGCUUGGUGAAAAUGGUCACCAAAGACGGGAAAACAGACUUGGUCCUUUGCUAAAUACUACUACCACUACAGGAAAACAGGCUUGGUCCUUUGCUAAGUACUGUGAUGGGUUUGCUCUCAAAUGGUUCACGAUAUAAUGGAAUAACCAACAUACCAGUAGCUUUACAAUUAUUUUCUGAUAAUGGAGUCUGAAAAUUCUUUUCAAUGAUUGUGCAAUGUUUGUAAUUGUAUGCUAGAGGAAGUCUGUUAAUGUCACCUGCGUGCCUAGUUCUCAUUCCCUUCAUCUCCAUCAUACUGUUAAAUAGUUUUGUAAGGGAUUGCAUGUUAAAAAUUUGCUCCUAGUCUUAUCUAUUUUAGUCCUAUUUUGACCCCUGUCUAAGCAAGAGGUAUCUUAUAUGAAUUUGCCUGUAAGCUGUGAAGUGAAUAGCACUGCUUCAUUAGUAGAGAAUCAAAUGGAAUAUAAGGAUAGAGGCAUAUAAGGUUGUGACUUCAUAUUGUUCCAUGUAAUUGAUAGAAUUCUGUAUUCACUAAUGCAUAACUUAAUGGCAAGAAUUUACAAGCUAAAAGUUGUGUUUGCCUUAUAGAUGAUCAUAUAUAACAAAAAAAAUUUAACCUUUUAUUUUACUAUAUUCCUUACUAAAAUACAUCCUUAUGUGUUUCAUUUCAAUUCUAAAAUGUAUUAUGUAGCUUACUAAAAGACCCUAAUUAUAUCAAUGUUUUAAUUUCAUUCAGUUUGUUCUCCUUUUCCCUCUGUUAACAUUUCUCAUAUGGACUAAGCUCUGCCAUUAUCAUCUAAAAUCACUAAUUAGAAUAAGCAAAAGUAAAUAACCAUUGAGUUUUGUGUCAUGAAGAUGAACGAUUGAGUCUGUUUGCUUUCUUCUGAAAAUUUUGAGAAAGAGAUACAUUUGAAAGCUUUCUUUCCCAUUCAUUCUCUUUCUAGAAACAAUUACUUUUAACACUGCUGUCCAACGAUGUUUGCAUCAUUGGAAACUUCAAAGUCUACCUUUUAUUCACUGCAGAGUUGCUACUACUAAAUAUGAGGCUUAUAUAAUUUUACAAAAAUGGACAAAUUGUUAUUGAAAUAUGGGAAAAUGAUAAAAGUAUCUCCAACGUUUGGAAGAAUUAAAAUUCUUGUCUAAAAAUGUUGGGCAGUGUACAUCAAGUGUUUAUCUAGUGAAAUCAUGCCAUCCAUCACUUAUGCAAUUAAAAUAUUUACAUCAGGAUUUUGAUGUAAAUUUGAGUAGGUAGAUUUGGGCAAUCUCAGGUACUUUGGUCUUUUAUGAUAAUGGGUUAAGAAAAGGAUUUAACUCUUGAAAUAUAAAUUCUUCAAAGGCAACUAUUUUAUCUUUCCUGCUGCUAAUUAUUGAUUCUUGUUAAUUAUUGGAGCUGACAUUUUCAGAAACACCCUAGUAACUAUAUUUUCAUGCUAUUGUAGUUUAGUUGAUCUGUUACAUAUUUUUUCUCACUACCUUUUUUCGUACAUAUAUGACAAAACUACUGAAAAAAAAAAUUUGUGAGAAUCCAUGGUGGUUCACAUCUAAGAUUAUUUCAUUAAAAACAGGCUGGAAAGAGAAUAGAAAAUUUUAGAUUUAGAAACUCGACAGAAACAAUAUCUUUUAGGGGUUUGAUACAGAGAUGCAAUUUUGGUGUGGUUCACUAGGUCUCAAACCUUCAUUAGCUUUUAUAACUUUAUUUCAUGUUAAUGAAAAUAAAGAGCUUUUCUUUUCAAAUUGGGAUAAAUAUUGAUUUCAUAAAUGUUGAAAUAUUUAGGUUGUCAAAUUGUUACAUAUUUUUCAAUGGUUAGUAUAAUCACUUGCUUUGUUUCAAUUCUUGUAUGUGUGCAUCUAUCUAACAAUGUUUGUGUACAUACAUACCACAUACAUAAACUAUUUCUGUUCUAAUUUGUCUAGAAUGAUUAUGCGUUAUAUAUACUUGAUAAUUCAUUAAUGUGCCAAAAGUGUGUUUGCAGGCAUUUCUUCUUUGUGCUUCUUCAGCAUAUUAUUAUUAUUAUUAGUUGAUAAAUAGUUUUCUGUGGAGUAAUAAAACAUAAUUGCUUUGUGUAAUUAGUAAUUUAGUUCUUGCAAUUCUGGGCAUUAAAAAGAAAAUGUCCUAUAUUUGAAAUACAAAGCUGGAAUACUGAUGUUUGAAUUAACUCCACUGUCCCAAACAAACAAUAAUUUGAAAGAUCAUAAA
Molecule: messenger RNA, 2912 nt
Organism: Octopus sinensis (East Asian common octopus)
Lineage: Eukaryota; Metazoa; Mollusca; Cephalopoda; Octopoda; Octopodidae
Product: dihydropteridine reductase
Exons: 6
Coding region: 66-773 (235 amino acids)
Biological process (GO): tetrahydrobiopterin biosynthetic process; L-phenylalanine catabolic process
Cellular component (GO): cytoplasm
Molecular function (GO): NADH binding; NADPH binding; 6,7-dihydropteridine reductase activity
Source: RefSeq, a predicted model, not a curated record